AUGAAUUAAUGUCUUAAUAAAUUAUUAGGAUCACUAGAUCACUUAUAUGAAGCUUUGUUUCAAAAAAUUAUUGAAAUAUUUGCAAGACGUGGAAUAAUUAGACCAUUAAUUCGAAGACCCGUUGUUCCUGUUAUUGAACUAUAACCAAUUGAUCAUUCCCUUAAAUAACCAUUAGUCUUACACUCUUGUACAUCUACACCUGUUUUCGCUCAUAGUGAGUCUAUUUAUCGUAGAGCAGAAUCAGAGAAAGAUUUCAGAAAAUACAUGAUUCCAAAGUAUAUAAUUUUAUUAAUUAAGUCUAGGCGACACAAUAAAUAAAGUAGAUUCAUAUUCUAGAGAUAUUAGUUUAUUGAAUUUGUUUGAUGAUAAUAUAUAACAAAACAAAAAUUUAAAUAUCAAGGAAAUCUAGGAAAAAGGUCAGAAAUUGUAAACAAUAAUUGAAGAAAAUAAAAUUUAAUAAAAUAGCCAUGAAGGAAAUCAAAGUCAAAAUUAUUCAUAAUAAUUCAUAAAAAAUUAGUAAUAGCAAUCUGAUCAUAAUCAUCAAAAAGAACAAUAAGAAUAGUAAAAUUUAAGCUCUUAAGAAAAAGAUUAAAAUGAAUAGUUUUAUUCAAUAAUUGAUAAUCCUGUAAAAAUCACUUAAUCAGAAUAAUUUUAUAGUAUAAUUGAUAGAAGUUCUUUUAGAAGUUUUAACAAAUACAAUUAAAAGAAAUGA
Messenger RNA from Paramecium sonneborni, 712 nucleotides. The record is from the annotation of a GenBank genome assembly. Lineage: Eukaryota; Ciliophora; Oligohymenophorea; Peniculida; Parameciidae.